Paramisgurnus dabryanus is the source of this 1219-nucleotide messenger RNA. RefSeq names its product phospholipase D family, member 6 (gene pld6). NCBI's taxonomy places the organism in Eukaryota, Metazoa, Chordata, Actinopteri, Cypriniformes, Cobitidae. Gene Ontology annotation, cellular component: mitochondrion. Gene Ontology annotation, biological process: piRNA processing. Gene Ontology annotation, molecular function: RNA endonuclease activity producing 5'-phosphomonoesters, hydrolytic mechanism. The record is from RefSeq and is a predicted model, not a curated record.
CUGCAGGAAAAGAACUAUCAACCUCCAUGUGCUGAUGGUUUUGGUUGUCAACACAGUUGCUAACAUGUCUCAACAGAUAUCAUUUAAAGAGCUCAUAAAACUUUUUGGCCUGGGAGCCGUAGCUCUCGUGCUGGGGGUCGAGUGCUUCGACUGGCUGGUGCGUCGUCUGAGAUUCCGAGGGCCCCUGAAAGAAGUCCUGUUCUUCCCUUCACCCCAAACCUGUGUUGAGCACCUGUAUAUGCCUAACAGAAGCUACCCCUGCACAUGUCCCCUCCCACACGGCAGGGAGACGUCUUUCUCCAGGCUCCUUGGUCAUCUUCUCUCUGCAUGUACAUCACUGGACCUGUGUGUGUUUUCUUUCUCACAAAUGGAGCUGAGCAGAGCGGUUCUUCACCUGCACCAGCAGGGAGUUACUGUACGAGUUGUUACGGAUAGAGACUACAUGACCAUCACUGGAUCUCAGAUUGGCACCCUCCGCAGGGCAGGUAUCUGCGUGAGGCACGAGAUGAGCACUGCUGUACACAUGCACCACAAAUUUGCAAUAGUUGAUGGCAGGAAGCUGAUCACUGGCUCCCUUAACUGGACCCUAACGGCUGUUCAGAGCAACAAGGAGAACCUCAUCAUAACCGAGGAACCCAUGCUCGUGGGCCCAUAUCGCCAGGAGUUUCAGAAGCUGUGGGACGCCAAUGAUCCGGCCAAUCACGAACAUCGGGCCACAAACGGGCAGCUGAAUUGACCAAUAGGGUCAUGUGGGUGAAAUUAUAACUUGCUAGACAAAGGGCUACUUUUGCUUGUUUUUCAUAAGAUUUACAAGACAUAGUUUGACUCAGUUUACAUUUUAUUUUGUUCAACUGUUUGGGUGUUGAAUACAAUUUUUUUGUUUUAUAUGGUUUGUCCGUCUCUUUUAGGCAAACUUUGUUAAAUUUUUAUGGAUAUGUUUUAUUGAGAUUUUGAAUGAUGCAAUAUUUACUUCAAGUUGUGCCCUAGUCAUAGAUAAACCAUUAGUGAAAAUAAAGCCCAGAUACUAAAAUAAUAAUCAAUGCUUAAAAUAAUCCUAAUAUAUUUUAGUGAGUUUAGUGAACAUCUGUGUGUGUGUGUGUUCUAUAGCCAUGCCUUUGAUUGCUCAAUUCCUUACAAUGCUUUUCCCUUUGUGUUCCUCUCCUGUAACUCAAAUAUUUUAGAUAAGCUUGUUUCUGUAGCACAACAUUAAAAAAGUCUA